CUUUGCAUCCCAUCGCACCGCCGCUUGGACCACCGACCCUUCCGCACCCUCCAAGAUGCUCGACAACCACUCUGUCCUCGUUGCCCCCUGGAUCCGCACCUUCCAGCGCAUCGCCCACCGCAACAACCUCCGAGUCCUCAUCCCUACCCUUGCCAUCUGGGGUGGUGCUGCCGGUGCCUUUGCCCUCAGCAUCCUGGAAGUCGCUCCCCUCAUCCAGCGAGAUGUUCUCCAGCACAUCCCCGUCGCUGGCAGCCUCUACAAGGCCAGACUCGAGAAGGCUGCUCUCGUCGACUAAAUUCCAUACCAAAUAACCUCGCCUUCCUUUGUCACCAUCACGCUGCGUCUCAUGCCGUUUCUCUGCUUGAUCAACCAGGCAGGACCCUCGCUCCAAGGCACGUCCUUGGAAAAUAUAUAAGCGCUUCACCACCCGAG
Molecule: messenger RNA, 432 nt
Organism: Polychytrium aggregatum
Lineage: Eukaryota; Fungi; Chytridiomycota; Chytridiomycetes; Polychytriales
Exons: 2
Coding region: 56-295 (79 amino acids)
Biological process (GO): mitochondrial electron transport, ubiquinol to cytochrome c
Source: RefSeq, a predicted model, not a curated record